AUGCUCGCUCUGGUCCACCCAUUCAAUCCCUCGUCCGACGUGGCGCACCGAACCCCCUCCUCGUCGUCCCGCUCCCGCCCGUCUACUCACCGAAAAUCGUCGUCUUCGAACCAGUCGUCUUUGUCGUUGACAUCAGCGUCCUCCUCGACGUCUCUUUCGACGUCCAGGCAUCUGCCACCGUCAAUUUCGACCUCCACACGGCAUAUUCAUGCCCCGCCACCACCACCACCGCUGCGUCGGCAAGCCUCACGACAUCCUUCACCGCCCCGUGCAGCACGGCCUCCCUCGCCCCAGCCGCUGCCACCCCAGCCGUCACCACAGACCCCACCAUCGUCGUUCGAUAUCCAUUCCUAUCCCUCCCCUGAGUUGCUCAGACUUCUCGCUUCGUUGCUCACACAGAUUGCUGCUACAAAUGACAACCUUGAUCAUGCCUCGUCAUCCUCAGAUCCUUUUCUUACACAGCCAUCAUCGCCAACGGCAACCGUAGACCAUCUUCCGAUAUGGAACACGCUGACCUCUGCUUCACGGGCAGCACUGUCAACGCCCUCAUCGACUCUCACUUUCCACGCACGAAAUAUCCCUACCAUUACCCUUGAAGCAUAUCUGUUGCGCAUUCUCAAAUACUGUCCAACGACCAACGAAGUCUUUCUAUCUCUCUUGGUCUAUUUUGAUCGCAUGUCCAAAUUGAGCGCAGAUGCCACCGGCCGCUCCUUCGUCAUUGAUUCUUACAACAUACACAGGCUAGUUAUUGCAGGUGUGACUGUAGCCAGUAAAUUCUUCAGUGAUGUGUUCUACACUAACUCACGGUAUGCCAAAGUUGGAGGUCUGCCCUUGGCUGAGCUUAACCAACUCGAACUCCAAUUCCUCUUGCUAAAUGAUUUUCGAUUGGUCAUCCCUGGCGAUGAAAUGCAACGUUACGCCGAGCAGCUCAUCCUCUUUUCCUCCGAUUCCUCGCCACCGUCAUCCUCUUCAUCCCCCUCAACCACUGCUGUUCCGACACAUGCCAUGGGUGCCAUAGAUGCAUUCGGUGCUCGCGUACACGAUCAUCCACAAGCAACUACGUCGUAUUACCAUCACCGACAUGGGGCACCCGAGUCGGAGGAGGAACCCGAGACCGAGACGGAAGCAGAGACUGAGACUGAGACCGAGACUGAUGGAGGCUGGACGACGGAUGAUGAACCUACAAUACGACCAGCACAUUCGACCGUCGGGUCGGAAGAUUCACGGAGUAUCUGCAGUGCGCAAGAUGAUGCUGGAGACACCGAGAUGGACACGGCGGCUGGUGAAAAAACACCUGAACAUAUUGCCAAGGGUGAGGACGGUGAGCGGACCCCAGAUCGGCAUUUUGGAAAGAUGACUCCAGACGAGAUAAUGGCAAGUCCGUAG
Molecule: messenger RNA, 1386 nt
Organism: Guyanagaster necrorhizus
Lineage: Eukaryota; Fungi; Basidiomycota; Agaricomycetes; Agaricales; Physalacriaceae
Product: cyclin-domain-containing protein
Exons: 2
Coding region: 1-1386 (461 amino acids)
Biological process (GO): regulation of cyclin-dependent protein serine/threonine kinase activity
Cellular component (GO): cyclin-dependent protein kinase holoenzyme complex; nucleus
Molecular function (GO): protein kinase binding; cyclin-dependent protein serine/threonine kinase regulator activity
Source: RefSeq, a predicted model, not a curated record